Messenger RNA from Pogonomyrmex barbatus (red harvester ant), 1387 nucleotides. RefSeq lists its product as uncharacterized. The record is from RefSeq and is a predicted model, not a curated record. NCBI's taxonomy places the organism in Eukaryota, Metazoa, Arthropoda, Insecta, Hymenoptera, Formicidae.
AUGCAGACUACCGAUGAAGAGGUAGGCGAAGCCGCGAAACUUUGUAUGAACGACAACAUGGUCGAAAUCAUACGAACAGAACUCAGGGAAACUGUUUCGAUGAAGAGAAAAGAGGAUCGCACAUCCGCCUGGAACAGAAAUCGCCUUAACUUGGGAGAAUAUCCAGGGGUUGAAUCCUUUUCUAUUGAAUAUGUUGGCAAGAGAGCGAGGCUUCUCAAGAAGAAAAGAAUAUCUUUCGUGGAUUACAGAUACUUGCCUAAUGCUCUUAUUCAGUCAGAGGAAAAUAUAAGUGCCUUUUUAAAAGUAGACCAAAGCUUAUCAGGUCUAGUGCGUGAUCUGUCUGGCAGCGAUCCGACUUUCCAAUUGUAUGCAGCCAAUUGCUGCUGUAACAUUGCUCUGGGAAAUACAAAAGCGUGUACUGCGUUGGGAAAGGCAAUUAUUCCAUACCUGCUCAUCAAACUGGAAAGCUUAAAUUAUGCGCUGCUGGAUGUUUGCAUUUGGACAAUUGGUAAUUUAAUUACAGGAAGCAAUAAGGCUUUUUCUAUCUUACAUGCACAGCACUGUCUGAAAUAUUUGAUUUUACUGUUACAUAAUUGUGACGACUCAAUUCUUCCUUCUGUAAUAUAUGCACUUUUACACUACGUACAUGUGGGAAUUCAUGAGAUAUCAGAAAGUGAAAUGUCAGAACUUAUUCAAAUCAUUAUAAAACGGAAUAUUUUGUACGAGAAUUCAAAUUCUAUUUGGUUGCUGGCUUUGUUGUCUUCUUCACCAAUAUGCACUGUACAUUUGCGGUAUAUUCUGCCACAAGUUGUUGAUUAUCUUUACAUAACGUUUUCUAAUUCAGAUGGAAUGACUCGUGUCAGUGAGAUAACAGCAUCUAUACGUAUACUGGCCAACAUGUUGCAUAAUUCCAGCGAAGAUCAAAUUGAUGUUUUUCUGAAAAAUCCGAAAUAUUCGGAUAAGGAUCUGCAUCUUUUAUUGAAUAAAUUAUUAUCAUAUAUUCAUAUUCAUGUUAGAAAAGAGACUUUGUGGCUACUAGGAAACUUAUAUAAUCAUAGAUCGUCUAGUGUUGGUAAAAAUAUAAGAGAUCUCAUAACUUCUUUACCAGCAUUGAAUCAGGCUUUUUCCUCAAUCGAAAAUUCUAUAUGAAUUCAAAUGUAUGUUGAAACAACGCCAUUUUUAAAAAAAGGUACAAAUUUUCUCAAAGGAUCUGAGGAAGGAUAUCGAUUUUUUCCUAUAUCUUCUAUACAUGGCACCUUAACAAUGUUGAAGUAUAUUUGUCCCAUCAAAUUCGCCGUUGGAUGAUUGGCAGCUUUUAAACACUGAUAAAGGGCUUUAUCGCAAGUACAAUGUGAUCUGUAAAUAAUAAAAUCCUUGAAACUGAUUA